Messenger RNA from Capsicum annuum, 2177 nucleotides. RefSeq names its product probable membrane metalloprotease ARASP2, chloroplastic. Gene Ontology annotation, molecular function: protein binding; metalloendopeptidase activity. The transcript has a single exon. The coding region runs from base 214 to 1533 and encodes 439 amino acids. Lineage: Eukaryota; Viridiplantae; Streptophyta; Magnoliopsida; Solanales; Solanaceae. Gene Ontology annotation, biological process: proteolysis. The record is from RefSeq and is a predicted model, not a curated record. Gene Ontology annotation, cellular component: membrane.
UCUCCCUGACCACUAUUGAGGCAUGAAGACAGGCAAAGAGCCAAGAAAAAGAAAAUUGUGGGUCUGAGCAGAUCACAUACUUCCCCUCCACAAAUCCAAAUUCAUAAAUUAUCCAUUCUCACAUUCCCCCUAUCUUCUCCACCCCCAUAUUAACCAAAACCCCUCCAUAUUACCUAACCCCUUUUCAAUCUCAAAAAAUCAACAACAUAAAACAUGAUUAUAAAUCUUUCCUCCUCUUCCCUCUCUCAAUUCAUUAAUACCAAAUCACACAUUUCAAGAUUCCAAUUCCAACUAAAAAACAAAACUCACUUCUCAAAAUCUCUAUCGUUUCAUUCCAAGAAUCCAUUUUUACAUGAAAAGAACAAAACUCCACUCAGUAAAAGGAGAAAUUUAAGGAGUUUUGCAAUCCCUGGACUUGAUUUUGGUGGUAAUUUUGAGAGUACACAAUCAGUGCUUGAAGCAGUUGGUGUAUUAACAGCUAUUAUUGUAGUACAUGAAAGUGGUCAUUUUCUUGCUGCUUAUUUACAAGGUAUUCAUAUAAGUAAAUUUGCUGUUGGUUUUGGUCCAAUCUUAGCUAAAUUUAAUGCCAAAAAUGUUGAGUAUUCAUUAAGAGCAUUUCCUCUUGGUGGGUUUGUUGGUUUUCCUGAUAAUGAUCCUGAUAGUGAUAUUCCUCCUGAUGAUAAGAAUUUGCUUAAAAAUAGGCCUAUUUUUGAUAGAGUGAUUGUUAUUUCAGCUGGUGUAAUAGCUAAUAUAGUGUUUGCUUAUGUGAUAAUAUUUACACAAGUGUUGUUAGUUGGAUUGCCUGUUCAAGAAUCCUUCCCUGGGGUUCUUGUUCCUGAUGUUAGGCCUUUUUCAGCUGCAUCUAGAGAUGGUUUGCUUCCUGGUGAUGUGAUUUUAGGUGUUAAUGGAAUUGAUUUUGCGAAAAAUGGGCCUAGUUUGGUCUCUGAGGUUGUUGAUGUUAUUAAGAAGAGUCCGAAGAGAAAUGUGUUGUUGAAAAUAGGGAGAGGAGAAGGGAGUGUUGAUGUUAGAGUUACACCUGAUGUGAAUUCGGAUGGUACAGGUAGGAUUGGUGUUCAACUGUCACCGAAUUUCAAAAUUUCGAAAGUUCAGCCAAAGAAUAUACUUGAGGCUUUUAGUUUUACAGGGAGAGAGUUUUGGGGUCUUACGUAUAAUGUUUUGGACAGUUUGAAACAAACUUUCAUGAACUUCUCGCAAACGGCUGGUAAGGUAUCUGGUCCAGUUGCCAUCAUAGCUGUUGGUGCAGAAGUUGCAAAAUCGAAUGUUGAUGGCCUCUAUCAAUUUGCUGCUGUUCUGAAUAUUAACCUUGCAGUAAUAAAUCUACUGCCUUUGCCAGCUUUGGAUGGGGGUACUUUGGCGUUGAUUCUUGUAGAAGCAGCUAGAGGUGGAAAAAAGCUUCCUUUAGAAGUAGAGCAGGGGAUUAUGUCAUCUGGAAUCAUGUUUGUGAUAAUUGUUGGACUGUUCCUUCUUGUCCGUGAUACUCUGAACCUUGAUUUUAUCAGGGAUUUGUUAUAAACAGUUGCCUAUAAGUUCAUAAUCUGGAAGAAUUGAUUAGAGAAUUUUGUUGACAACUAUUAAGAACAGUAAGCAGCUACUGGUUCAACGAGAUGAUUCACCCGUGAUUGUUGAACAUAGGUCUUCCUUCCGAGACAAACUUUGCAAGGUACUGGCUUCUCCUUGAUUUCAAUUUAUUCCAGAUACAUGGAUAUUCCCGAAUUCCGCCACAUUGUCUUCAUUUAUGUUGGUAUCACUGGCUCAAAAGAGAUGCCCCUUGCUCAUUUCACCAUACAAUGUAUAUGGAAAUUUAUACAACUACAAUGCAUUGCUUUCAUAUUCUUACUGUUGCCAUGGAAGCUGAGGAAACGAGAGAAGGAACUGUUCUAACACUUGGCAAACUAAUGAUAAAAUUUGGUUAUAGGUUUUGCUUUGUCUAAAGAACCUAUUUUUAUACAAAGUUGAACUUGGCUUCUCCUGUUUCUCUUUCCUUGAAUUGUGUAGAGCAGCCUUUUGUUUAUGGCUCAAUUACUAUAGAUGAUACACAUUUGGCUUUUCCUCUUCUCUUGGACUGGUUCAUUAUGUAGGAAGGCCCAUUUUGGCGAAAAAUGUUGUAUUUUCUUGUAGUCUGUGUAUUCUAUAUUGUACUUUCUACAUUCUGGUGA